ACCAAAAAAUUGUGAAUAUCCUAUGACACUAUGACCUAUUUUUUUUCGACAUUUUUGGGAUUUAGCCUUUUUAAAAUUGAUAUCAUAGUUUCAGAGCGAACUCCUGAUUCAGUGUCAAUUUACCAUUCAUCCAUCUUCUACAAUGAUUAGCAAGUGAUCUGCCAAACUCAAAAACCCAAGUCCCAACGCCACUUCACUCCACUUGAUUCUCUUCACGCUUUUGGGGGAAAUUCGCCAGAAAGGAAAAAAAAAACGAAUUUAAACCAUAAAUUCCCCAUCAAUCAGUAACUGUAACAAAACAUUCCCUCUUCAGUCUCCACAAAUACCAUUAUCCGAAAAGGGAGAAAGAAUCUUUAAGUCUCCUGCAGUUCUGCCACCUAAACUUCUCUUCGAAUCCAAGUUUUCUUCUAAGCGGCGCUGCUUUAAACUUUUCAGUUAAUGUUUUCAUUGAUUUCGUUUCUUGGGUUGUUGUCAAAAGAUUCUUUGGUUUGAACCCUUUACCCUUUAGCCUUUGUCCUAGUGUUCUUGAUUUUGCUUUGUAAAAAGAUUCUUCUCUCUUUAUUCCAUGGGUGUUUCUGUAAUUUCGUCUAGACUCCUACUUUGAUGAGUUCUUAGUGUUCUACAGAGAAAGAGACUAAGAAAGCUAGCGAACAUGAAGCAAUUGAUUCUAUUUCAACUGUUGUGUGUUACUUUAGGGUUCUUUCUACCCUCUUAUGACGCCGUUCAACCAAUUGAAGUUCGUGCUUUAAAUUCGUUCAAAGAAUCUAUCUUUGAAGACCCGUUUUUGGCUUUAUCAAGCUGGAAUAGCCUUGAUUCAGAUCCUUGUAACUGGUUCGGUGUUACAUGUUCUGGAAAUCAAAUUACAAAACUUAACAUUUCUGGUUCUUCGAUAAAGGGAUUCAUCGCUGAAGAACUCUUUCAGCUCUCCGCUUUACAAGAACUGAUUUUACACGAAAACAAACUCAUUGGUCCGAUACCCACGUCAAUUGGAUCAUUGAAGUUCCUCAGAGUCUUGGAUUUGGGGAAAAACCAGCUUUCUGGUCCAAUUCCUUCUGAAAUUAGAAAUUUAGUCAGCAUCGUUCAAAUAAACCUACAAUCGAAUGGACUCACUGGGAAAUUGCCAUUGGAGCUUCAAAAUCUUCAAAACCUUCAAGAGCUUCGAUUGGAUAGAAAUAAACUUCAUGGGAUAAUUCCAGGUUUUUGUAAUUCAUCUUCAUUAAAAGUCGCAGAUUUCUCCUACAAUUUCUUCAUUGGAACCAUACCCAAAUGCUUAGAACAUCUUCCAAGGAUUAACUUUCGGGGAAACUGUAUGAAUUCCAACAACACCAAACAACGCACCCAUAAAAAAUGUGGCGGCACUCAACCGGAAACAGCCCAGAUUGCCGGAAAAUCAAGAUUACAUCCAACCGAACAAGACAACUACAAGAUUCAUCAUUCAAAACCACCGGUUUGGCUUUUAGUUGUGGAAGUCAUGACUGGAGUUUCAAUCACCUCUCUCUUUCUAAUCGCUCUUCUCACAUUCGUUUUAAGAUGCAAAAGCAAACCUUCAGUUUUGAAUCUAUUAAAGAGAUCCACAAACAACAAACACGAUAUGUCAAUUCAUAUCGAUUCCAAUAUGUUAAAAGGUGUUACAAGAUAUAAUCGACAAGAACUUGAGAUCGCAUGUGAAGAUUUCAGCAACAUUAUCGGGUCAUCAUCUGAUAGUUUGGUUUACAAAGGAAUUAUAAAAGGGGGCCCAGAAAUUGCUGUUAUAUCUCUUUGUAUUAAAGAAGAACACUGGACGGGCUACAUUGAGCUCUAUUAUCAAAAAGAGGUUGCGGAUUUGGCAAGAUUAAACCAUGAAAACACUGGGAAAUUGCUCGGGUAUUGUAUAGAUAGUAAUCCGUUUACAAGAAUGUUGGUGUUUGAAUACGCAUCAAAUGGGACAUUAUAUGAGCAUCUUCAUUAUGAAGAAGGAUGCAAUUUAAGUUGGUCGCGAAGAAUGAAGAUCAUUAUAGGCGUUGCGAAAGGCUUAAAAUAUCUUCAUACAGAAAUCGAGCCACCAUUUACUAUAUCUGAGUUGAACUCUAAUGCAGUUUAUCUCACAGAAGAUUUUUCACCAAAGCUUGUUGAUUUUGAAAGCUGGAAAACAAUUGUAACAAGAUCAGAAAACAACUCUAGAUCGAUUAGCCAUGAAGGUGAUAUAUGUGUUCUCCCGAGUUCAUUUGAAGAUCGACAUUUGGAUAUUCAAGGGAAUAUUUACGCUUUUGGCGUUCUACUUUUGGAAAUUGUCAGUGGACGCCCUUCGUUUUGCAAGGACAAAGGAUGCUUAGUAGAUUGGGCAAAAGAUUAUAUUGAAAAGCAAGAGGAGAUGGGUUCGGUUGUGGAUCCUUCAUUGAAAUAUUUUAAAAAUGAAGAUUUGAAAGUGAUAUGUGAAGUGGUUUCUUUAUGUAUUCAUUUAAGGCCACGAGAUCAUAUAUCAAUGAAAGAUUUGUGCGCCAUGUUGGAUGAUAAAAUUGACACGUCAUCUUCUUCAUGUUCAUUGGCUUGGGCGGAGUUGAUGCUUUCUCCUUGACUGUCAAUGGCAUUAUUGUAAAUACUUGUCAUGUACAUGGUUAUUUUAGGAGUUGCGUAGGAUAGGAGGAUUCUUGUGUUCAUGCGAGUUUUAGAACCUUAAAUAGCAUCGAGGUUGCACAUAUAUUUGUUUAGGCAAGGAUUUAAGACUUCGUAAUAAGAUCGAUCUCAGGUUUACUCUCGCA
Molecule: messenger RNA, 2738 nt
Organism: Lactuca sativa (garden lettuce)
Lineage: Eukaryota; Viridiplantae; Streptophyta; Magnoliopsida; Asterales; Asteraceae
Product: putative LRR receptor-like serine/threonine-protein kinase At1g63430
Biological process (GO): protein phosphorylation
Molecular function (GO): ATP binding; protein binding; protein kinase activity
Source: RefSeq, a predicted model, not a curated record